CAGAAUAGUCCGUACGAUUUAACAAAUAAUUAUCAAAGAUCUUGUAUACGGAUACUUUACACCAAGCCCGACAGUUUUUCUGAUAACAGUGAUACCAGAAAGCAAGUCUACAGCCGCUCUGUCUAUUCGCCGCGCUGCAAUACACCAGAGGACUAGCGAUGCAGGCGAUACGGCUGUCAUCAGGAUAUGACAUGCCCACCGUGGGUCUAGGCACAUGGCAGGCGAAACCAGAAGAAAUUGAAACGGCUGUAGGAACGGCUUUGGACAGUGGGUACAAGCACAUUGAUACAGCUUUCAAUUACAAUAAUGAGGAUGCUAUUGGUAAGAGUCUAAAAAAAUGGUUUGAAAACGGCGGCAAACGGGAAGAAUUAUUCAUCACGACGAAGCUACCGCAUUAUGGUAAUAGACCUGCUGACGUGGAAAAGUUUAUGAAGCUCUCUUUGCAAAAACUUGGAUUGGAUUAUGUCGAUAUGUACUUGGUGCAUAUGCCCUUUGCAUUCGUUAAAGAAGAAAAUGCCGACGCACCGGUUAUCUGCGAAGACGGAAGUUACGUACUAGACCUAAAUACAGAUCCUGUCGCUGUAUGGAAGGAAAUGGAGAAGCAGGUGAAAAGUGGACGGGCCAGGUCGAUUGGUCUGAGUAACUUUAACGAGGAUCAAAUUCUUAAGAUAAUAAAUAAUUCAGAAAUAAAGCCAAGCAACUUACAGGUAGAAUUGCAUGCUUAUCACCAGCAAAAAGCACUAUGUGAAUUUUGCAAAAAGCAUAGAAUCGCAGUGACGGCAUACAGUCCUCUGGGUUCACCAGGUGCCAAGGCGCAUUUCCAAGCAAAGUACAAUUACAGCACUGACAAGUUUCCGAAUCUACUCGGUCACCCGGUAGUGCAAAAAAUUGCUGAGGCCCAUAAGAAAACAACUGCUCAAGUUCUACUGCGACACUUAGUUCAGCAAGGCAUUAUUGUCAUUCCAAAAAGUUCCUCACCAAAUAGAAUCAAGUCCAACGCGGCCAUAUAUGAUUUUGAAUUGUCCAACGAAGAACUAAAGCAAAUGGAUGCUUUGGAUCGUGGAGCCGCAGGUCGCAUUUUCAAUUUCCUAUUCUUCAAAGGGGUCGAGAAUCAUCCUCAUUAUCCAUUUAAGAGCGAAUUGACGCAAUAGAUAAAUCCAAUGUCGCUUCGUGUAAUAAACUUAUUACGUGUUAACACUAUAAACCUCAUGUAACUUUCUUGCAGCAUGCAGACAUAAAAGCUAGUCCUACCUUUUGUGAAAGUUUCUAGAACAUUUCGCGCUGCAUGUGAAAUUGCGGUUUACGUUUGUAAACCAUUUUUUGUGUAUCACUUUGUAAAUAAAGCACUCCGGAUACUUUU
Cephus cinctus (wheat stem sawfly) is the source of this 1360-nucleotide messenger RNA. Its product is annotated as 1,5-anhydro-D-fructose reductase-like. Gene Ontology annotation, molecular function: aldose reductase (NADPH) activity. Gene Ontology annotation, cellular component: cytosol. The record is from RefSeq and is a predicted model, not a curated record. The coding region runs from base 159 to 1151 and encodes 330 amino acids. Lineage: Eukaryota; Metazoa; Arthropoda; Insecta; Hymenoptera; Cephidae. The transcript is spliced from 7 exons.